GGAGCGAGCGCGCGCGGUGCUCGGCGUGAUCGCGCGCGCGGCACGAUUCGAGUCGCCGCCGUCGAGGAACGUCGUACGCGCGGACGAGAGAGCACCUGCCGCUUUUUCUCGUAAUAUCGUAGCUAAAGCGAGCAGAAGAGAUUCUCGAACGAAAACGCAUCGUCGAGUGUGUUUUUAUAUCGAAGGAGGACACUACGAUUAGGAUGAACGCGAGAACAAUCUCGAUCUUCCUCGGGAUGAGCAGAACGAGAAGACAGAAGGGUUCGGUGAGCUGCUGAAGAGAGAAAGGGGGAAUCAAGAUUUUCUUCUUCUUCUUCUUCUUCUUUUUCUUCUUCUUCUCCUUCUCCUUCUCCUUCUUCUUCUGUUCCCUUUUUCUUUUUUUCAUUCGAAUCAUCGAAUUCUCUCUGUUAUUUCUUUUCCCCUCUUUCGUCACCUCCAUCCCUCGGUCUCGUAAGUGAAAAAAUGUUGGUGCCGCAGGAAAUGAUGGCGGCUCAGUCGAAGAUGCUUUAUCAAAUCAACAAGUAUUACGGAGAACGCGUGCAAGCACGUAUGGGACAGGUACAGAAGACGAUAAGAGAAGUUUGUAAGGUCGUGCAGGAUGUGUUAAAGGAGGUUGAGGUACAAGAGCCACGCUUCAUAUCCUCGCUGACCGAGUGCAACGGUCGUUACGAGGGUCUCGAAGUGAUUUCACCGGGGGAAUUUGAGGUGGUGCUAUACCUGAAUCAAAUGGGCGUCUUCAACUUCGUCGACGACGGCACCCUGCCGGGUUGCGCCGUUUUAAAGCUUAGCGACGGCCGCAAGAGGUCCAUGUCUCUUUGGGUAGAAUUCAUCACCGCGAGCGGUUACUUGUCCGCGAGAAAGAUCCGAUCGAGAUUUCAGACCUUGGUGGCCCAGGCCUGUGACAAGUGUACUUAUCGAGACUCCGUUAAAAUGAUAGCCGAUACUACCGAGGUGAAGCUACGUAUUCGAGAGAGAUACGUCGUUCAAAUCACACCGGCAUUCAAGUGUUCCGGCGUGUGGCCAAGAUCGGCAGCUCAUUGGCCGAUCCCCCAUAUUCCCUGGCCUCAUCCUAAUCUCGUCGCGGAAGUCAAAACCGAAGGUUUCGAUCUUCUUUCGAAGGAGAGCGUUGCUUUGCAAGGGAAACAAUCGGCGAUGGAAGGAGACGCCUGGGUGUUGAGUUUUACCGAGGCCGAGACCAGGCUCUUGCAGGGUGGCUGCCGACGCAAAUGUUUGAGCAUUCUUAAAACUCUCAGAGAUCGACACCUCGAUCUUCCUGGCAAUCCGGUAACGAGUUAUCACAUGAAGACCUUACUCCUUUACGAGUGCGAGAAACAUCCUCUCGAAGCCGAAUGGGACGAGGCUUGCUUGGCCGAUCGAAUGAACGGCAUCUUUUUGCAACUUAUUUCUUGCCUCCAAUGUCGAAGAUGUCCUCAUUAUUUUCUACCGAACCUCGACUUGUUCAAAGGAAAAUCACCCAGCGGCUUGGAAAACGCCGCCAAACAAGUUUGGAGACUGACCAGAGAAUUGUUGACCAACAGCCGUGCUCUCGAGAAACUUUAGCGAUCUUCCCUUAGAUGCAACAUAUCUUUCGUGAUACUUUGAAGAUAAAAGAAAAGACAAGUGUGCAUUAAUGAACUGUUCUUGAAAUAAAAGCCUCCCUUUAAUUCGCCGCAA
This is a messenger RNA of Vespula pensylvanica (western yellowjacket), 1674 nucleotides long. Its product is annotated as protein mab-21-like. The coding region runs from base 463 to 1560 and encodes 365 amino acids. The record is from RefSeq and is a predicted model, not a curated record. Lineage: Eukaryota; Metazoa; Arthropoda; Insecta; Hymenoptera; Vespidae. The transcript has a single exon.